Messenger RNA from Aspergillus clavatus NRRL 1, 2106 nucleotides. Its product is annotated as acetoacetyl-CoA synthase. Bases 1 to 2106 code for a protein of 701 amino acids. The transcript has 4 exons. Gene Ontology annotation, biological process: lipid metabolic process. Gene Ontology annotation, cellular component: cytosol. Gene Ontology annotation, molecular function: acetoacetate-CoA ligase activity. The record is from RefSeq and is a predicted model, not a curated record. NCBI's taxonomy places the organism in Eukaryota, Fungi, Ascomycota, Eurotiomycetes, Eurotiales, Aspergillaceae.
AUGGCUUCAACAACAGCCGAUGUGCCCAGGAAGCUCUGGGAACAUCCCAGCCCACGUUCCACUCAGAUGUGGACAUUUAAGACGAAGUUAGAAGAAGAAAAAGGAGUCACACUCCCUGACUAUCAUUCUCUCUUCUUGUGGUCUACCAAGAACCGGGCAGCCUUCUGGGACUUCUGCUGGAACUACUUCCCUAUUAUCUCAGAAGGGUCUUACAGUACUGUUGUUGAUGAAUCGGCUCGCAUCGAUAGCGUCCCCUCCUGGUUUGAGGGUGCUCGACUGAACUUCGCGGAGAACAUGCUCUUCUCAACAACCCCUUCAAGCACUGGUCAUCCCAAGAUCACGACAACAGACAAAGAGGACACCAAAAUCGCUUUAACACAGAUGAGAGAGGGCGGCUCCGAGCCCUCUUCCAACGUCACCUGGGGCCAACUCAGAAAAAUGACAGGAAGAAUGGUGCAAGCGUUGAAAGCAGCUGGAGUUGUCAAGGGAGACCGAGUUGCCGCGGUGGCAAGUAACAGUGUCGAUACUCUCGUGGUUCUCCUUGCAACGACUGCUCUUGGCGCCUUGUUCUCGUCCACUUCCACGGACACUGGGGUUAAGGGAAUUCUCGAUCGACUACUCCAGUUGAAGCCCAAGUUUGUCUUCGUCGAUGAUUCUGCUAUCUACAAUGGAAAGCGGGUUGAUCUUCGCCCCAAGAUCAAGGGGAUUGUUGAAGGCCUUCGAGAAGUCUCAGAGUUCGAAGCUAUCAUCGCAAUCCCCCGGUUUCCAACUCAGCCAGCUGAUGUGAGUGGCGUGCCCAAGACGCAACCCGUGACAGCCCUCCUUGAAAAGGCAACAUCAGACCAACUCGAGUUCGUUAGAGUCGGAUUCCGCGAUCCGUUCCUAGUAGUGUACUCCUCCGGAACAACUGGCAAGCCCAAACCCAUCGUGCACGGAGUGGGCGGCGUGAUCCUGAAUACUUACAAAGAGAGUCGACUGCAUUGCGAUCAUGGACCAGACUCGACAGUACUGCAAUACACUACCACAGGCUGGAUCAUGUAUUUAUCUGCGAUAUCAGGGCUUUUGUUUGGCGCCAAAGCCGUCCUUUAUGAUGGGAGCCCCUUCCUACCUGACGUCAAGUUUCUUAUCGAACUCGCCGGAGAGCACAAGGUAACUCAUUUUGGCACAUCACCGCGCUAUCUGCAUGAGCUGCGAAAGAAUAAUGUACGACCCAAGGACGUUGCGGACCUGAGUUCGCUGCGCGUCGUCACCAGUACUGGCAUGGUCCUCUCUGAAUCCUUGUUCGAGUGGUUCUACGACGAGGGCUUCCUGUCUCACACGCAGCUGGCGAACAUCUCCGGAGGAACAGACCUUGCCGCAUGCUUUGGCUUGGGGAACCCGAUCACACCUUUGCACGUUGGCGGGUGUCAGGGCCCUGGUCUCGGCAUUCCCAUUUCUGUAUUCGACCAAGCGGACGAGGGUGCCACUGGAGUCAAAGGCACUGCUCUUCCAGACGGUGUACCCGGGGAGUUAGUAGCCACGGCCGCAUUCCCAACCAUGCCAGUCAAAUUCUUGGGCGACGAUGGGCCUCAGAAGUACUUUGAUUCGUAUUUUGGCCGGUUCGACAACGUCUGGACCCACGGCGACUUCAUCAGCAUCCACCCCGCCACAAAACAAAUCUUCUUCUUGGGCCGAUCAGACGGCGUCCUUAAUCCAUCAGGCGUCCGCUUCGGCUCCGCGGAGAUCUAUAACGUGAUCGAUACGCAAUUCUCAACCGAGAUAGUGGACUCCAUCUGCGUGGGCCAGAGACGGCCAACAGACGCCGACGAGUCAGUGAUGAUGUUCCUGCUCAUGCGGCCCGGGUUCGAGUUCACACCACUCCUUGUCUCACGGGUGAAAGAGGCAAUCCGGAAGGCAUUGAGUGCUCGGCAUGUACCCAAGUACAUCUUCCAGACACCUGAGAUUCCGACGACGGUGAAUCUGAAAAAGGUCGAGCUACCUGUGAAACAGAUCGUAUCUGGCAAGAAGAUCAAGCCGUCGGGGACUUUGCUCAACCCGCAGAGUUUGGAUUUCUACUAUCAGUUUGCAGAGGUGGAGAAGCUGAUUGAGCCGAGGAGCAAGUUGUAA